Sporisorium graminicola is the source of this 546-nucleotide messenger RNA. RefSeq lists its product as uncharacterized. The coding region runs from base 1 to 546 and encodes 181 amino acids. The transcript has a single exon. The record is from RefSeq and is a predicted model, not a curated record. NCBI's taxonomy places the organism in Eukaryota, Fungi, Basidiomycota, Ustilaginomycetes, Ustilaginales, Ustilaginaceae.
AUGACGCGCAUCUCAACAUCAGCCCUCUUCGCGCUCGGUCUGGUGCUCGUAGCACUCUGCGCAGACCCGGCAUUGGCACAGCAAGGUGCUCCUCCAUACACGACCGACAACGGGCAAUCGGCGUGUGUCCAGUACGGCUCUUGCUCAACAGCUGGCGGAAACGGCGUCGUCACGGCGUCUCAAAACGCACCCGUCACGAAACCUGCAGGCACACCGGCGCUGGCAACUUACACUACGCUCGACUCGAGUUACCUUUCGUCGCUGGCAGCUGCUGGCGCAAGUGCAGCGUACACUGGAGGCAGCGUGAACAGUGCACGCCCUGUUACUAGGACCAGCACGGUAGGCGGCUCGGCAAGUACGCGUGGCAGUGGAAGUGGUGGAAGCAGCGCAAGCAGCGGAAGCGGUGGAAGCGGUGGAAGCAGCUCGACGGGCCUCGGCUCGCUGGGCAGCUCGAGUGGCGACAAUGCCAUGUCGUUGAACGGCGCACUGGUGCAAUGGUUCGCUUUGAGCUCGGCAGCGGUUGUCGGUGCAGCCCUGCUUCUCUAG